AUGGAUCACAAAGAGUGCGCGAAAAUUGAGCAAAAAAAGGAAAGUGUUGGGUUUGAGCCAAGCACAGAAUUUGUGGCCGGAAGUGUGCAUUCGAAGAAGAAGCAAAAGCAGAAGCAGAGCCAGACGCAGCAGAAGCGGCCAAAGAGCCAGGAACCAGCCAGUAAUAACAACAAAUGCGGCCCUCGUCGCAGCUGUGUAAACAGCAGCAAUAACACCAACAACAACAUCAACAACAACAGUCCCAUUGCUGCUGACGCGCGAAGUAAAAGCAAAGUAAACAGCAACGCCUUCACAUUGGAUUACGCGCAGUUAUACUUUAGACCGGAGCCAAUUAGUGGCCAACAGCAACAACAACAACAGCAGCAAUUAGCUCAACAACAGACACAGCAGACGCAACAACAGCUGCAGUUGCAGCGACAGCAACAGCAGCAAGUGCAGCAGCAAUUGCUCGCCCAACAGCAGCAGCAAUUGCAGAUCCAACAACUGCAGCAACAACUGCUGCUGCAACGGCUCGAGCGUGAGUUGCAGCAGCAACAGCAACAACAGCAGCUAGCCCAACAGCAGCAACAAUUUCUCUACCAUCAGCGUCAAUACUACGAGCGUCUGAGCACCACUCCGGGCUCGCGUCAUCGCUGGCUGCCUACUAGCAAUCACUACGAUUAUCUGCCCCUGCUGCAGCAACAACACCAGCAGCAACAGCACCACCACCAACAUAGCCAGCAACUGCAACAGCAGCAGCAACAGUACAGCUAUUACUUCAGUCGCGGCAGCAGCAGCAGCAGCGGGCUGGGGCUAGGCUUGGGCUUGGGCCUGGGUUUCGGUCUGGGCGGCAGCAAUCUAACCAGCUGGUACCAUCUGCCCUCCACCUCGGCGCACAUCUACAUUGGCAGCAGCAGCAGCGGCGGCGCACCAUAUCCGUAUCGACUGGGAUACAGCGGUGGCGGUUAUCCGGCAGCAGCGCUGAUUAACUUUGACACAUCGCCAACUCCGCUGCUAGCAACAUCGGCGGGCAGCUCACCUGGCUAUCUACCAGCUCUGCCGGCACCAGUGUUGCCACCUCCACCACCGGCGCCCAGUGUAGCCACCGACUACUAUUUCAAUAGCAGUGCCAGCAACAGCCGGACUCCUGCUGCAAUCAGCACAGGAACAGCCACUGCAACAGCAGCAGCAACAGCCACAGCCGCAGCAGCAGUUGCAGCAACAACCUCAGCGGCCGAACAUUUUCGGGAGUUCACAGCGGUCACAGCAGCAGCAGCAGCAGCGGCGGCAGCAGCAGCGGAAGAGGAGCUACAAACUGGCGGCUAUCGCUAUAAGGCAACGCCACGCCGGCGAUACGACGCCUACGACAACUACGGCUAUCUGCCGGGCCUUGCUAGCACCACCGAAGACGAGGACGAUCUGCUUGAGGAGUGCCUGCCAACGGCAUUGCUAUCCACGGACUGCGAAAGCCUUGAGGACGUACGCUUUCUGCAGUACAACAGCAACCAUCAUCCAGAGUACGACGACGACGACGACGAGGAGGCACAGCUGGCGCACAUACUUGAUCUUGAUCUGCCCGAUUUUCUACGCCCUUACAGCGGCAGCAGCAGCGGCGGCGGCGGAAGCAGACACAGCCACAAAACGCCGCCGCAACACGAAUAUCAAACGGAGCACGGCGGAGCAGCCGGAGCAGGAGCAGCAGCAGCCACAGCUGCUGGCGGAGGAGGAACAGGAGCAGGUGCUGGUGCAGGAGGAGGAGGAGGCGGAGGGGCCAACAGUGAAACCGGCAGCGGCAAUCAGUCGCAUCGCGAAGCGGAACAACAUCGCUAUCAUCACUACCAACAACAGCAGCAGCAGCAGCAACAACAUCAGCAACAUUAUAAUCAACAGCAGCAGCAACAACAGCAAUACCAUAGCCAACAGCCACAUCAGCAACACCAACAGCAACAUCUGCAUCUGCCAGGACAUCAAUCGCAACAACAGCAAGCCUAUCAGUCCUACCAAUAUCCAUCGCACGACAGCUGCGAGGGAUUCAAUCAGUUUGCCAACAACGCCAGCAGCUGCCUGGGAAAUCAGAGAAUGAUGGUUAGCAAAUUGUGGAACAGUUGCUUUCCGGAGUUUACUCCGGAUCAUGUGCAUCGCCACAACUUCUAUCUAUGCCAGUGGCAACGCAAUACGCAGGUUCGAAUUGUUUACCUAUUCUAUCGCUGGAUAACGGCCAUAACAUGCCUGGCGGCAUUGGUGUGCUCCCUGCUAGACAUUGGCCGGACUGAGGAGCAUUUCGAGCACCACUAUGCCAAGUGGUGGAUAUAUUUGACCCACUGGGGCCUGCUCUUCUGCACGGUGCAGGCGUGGUUAGCCGCUUGGAUAGUGACCCAGGGAAUGAUGGUCGAACGCGAGGAUUUUGAAAUUGUCCGACAAGCGAAGAAGAGUCGACUGCAUCAUCUCUACUGGGUUCUCUACACCUGUGCUACAGUAUAUGCGUUCAUCGUUACUAUGUGCUACUGGCUGCUUGUGCACAAUCCGGACCAUCACAAGAUUGAUGCCCUCAACAUUAUGGUGCAUGUGCUGAAUUCGAUUAUAAUGCUCAUCGAUCUUGCUAUUGUGGGACAUCCAAUAAAGAUGAGCCAUGCCUACUUUACCACUGGCAUUGGCCUCGCAUAUGCCAUAUUCACGGGCAUCUAUUUCUUAGCCGGCGGCACAGACAGGAAAAACCAAACUGCCAUCUAUCCGAUGAUGGACUGGACCAAGCCGGGCAAAGCCAUCAUUGUAACGGCGUGCGCCAUCAUCUUUACGUUCUUCGUUCACUUCUGCUGCUAUCUGCUCUAUCGCGGACGCGUCUGGCUCUUCACCAAGCUCUGCAUCCGGGGACGCCACAAUCGGGAUGGCGAAAUGGGCGAGGGUCUCAACGACGAUUCGGGUUCGCGCAUGGGUGGAGGUGGUCCUAGUGGCGGCGUUGCUGCUGCUGUGGUUGGCGGCGGGGGCAGUAGCCAGGAUUAUGCGCACCAGCAGCAGUAUCCGAUUGCGCAUACAGAGCAGCCGCGUGUCAUCUCACAGCAGCCGCCGGCCAGCUACCAGCUGCCUCCACAAUACUCGGGCUAUCUGCAACAGCCGGUCGUUGCUGGCGUCAAUGUGGGCGUGGUCAGUGCGGAAGGCGUUUAUCAACCGAUCGGCACCGAUUCAGGACGCACAAGCGGUGGUGGAGUUGGAGCAGUUAGUGGAGGAAGCGUCAGUGGAGCUGAUGGCUCAAAUAAGCAUAAGAGCUCCGGUUCGGGUUCUGGAUCAGCACUGACGCGUACUGUGGCCCAUUUGGAUGCUGCGCAGCGGGAGCAGUUCCUUAAUCCCAACAAGAUCGUCGAGUAUAAGAUGUAAAGGCGUUGUACCCGGCACCGGUAUACGUUCCACUUGUCCAUGAAGUUUCUGGAGAAGCAUUGUGCGCAAUGCGAGGCGGCUCGCCAGGCCGUCAGUGAGGAGCAGCGCCAUCUGGCGUCGAGUGAAUCGCAUCCGCACAGUGGUUAGUUUAAGAUUUGAAGUUUAGCAGGUUGAUUUCGAUAAGCAUCAACGUACCAGAGCAUGUUGACAGAAGGAAGCUUAGUUGAAGCAUGCCUGGUAUUUGGCCUAUAUUCAGUAUAUAUUCGGUAUACAGUAUUCAGUAUUCAAUAUUCAGUAUUCGUAACUGUAAAGUAGUUUCGUAAUUUUGUAAACGCUUUGCCACGUUUUUUGUUUUUUGUAUGUGUAGCCGCUUUGUCAGCUGCAGUAGUAAUUCAUUUUGCGCGUCAACCAAUAUACAUUAUAUGUAAUAACUUUUAAAUAGUUAUGUAUGUAUUGUAUGUAUGUGUAGUUGUCGUAUCCUGAAUAGAGUUUAGCCAAACUCAUCGAUUUUAAGCAGUUUUAAAUGUUUUCCAAUGGACUAAGUUGAACAUUUGUAUGUCACAACUCACACACAAAAAACACCCUUAUACUAUAAUUUAAUUCACAACAAUUGUGUUCAAGAGAGAAGUAGAAAGAAAACUUUAGAAACACAAACACGUAGUUCAUUUAUUGAUAUUUUGAUACACAAGCAUUAAAGCUCCUGAAAAAAGAUAAAAGAACAUACUGCCUGAGGAUGUGGUACAGUCGUACACUCACUAACUCACAAGUAUUCGUACUCAUCUCGAAUUUGUAUUCCUAUGUUUGCUUUAUACACAAAAUUUUAUAUAUCGGUGCAGGUGUAAAAAAUGCGCAUGCCAAGCGUACUGUUGCAAACACAAUUUUUCAUUUGCAUGUUGUUCAUACUUUGGACACUGUGCACUCGCUUGUGACGUGAAAAAAAGAACACUAUAAAAAGUAAUUGUUGAUUUAAAAACAUGCUUGGCAUUGCUUUAAAAAAGAAACCAAAAACUUUGAAUGAAACACAAAAUAUGAAGUUGUUAACAAUAAAAUGAAUAUUUUCUAGCAGUUCAUAAACUGCAAAAAAAAAACAAAGAAAUGAUGAUAAUAUAUGCAUUAAAUGAUAAUCGCA
Molecule: messenger RNA, 4480 nt
Organism: Drosophila albomicans
Lineage: Eukaryota; Metazoa; Arthropoda; Insecta; Diptera; Drosophilidae
Exons: 6
Coding region: 1-3351 (1116 amino acids)
Cellular component (GO): membrane
Source: RefSeq, a predicted model, not a curated record